Molecule: messenger RNA, 3363 nt
Organism: Dreissena polymorpha
Lineage: Eukaryota; Metazoa; Mollusca; Bivalvia; Myida; Dreissenidae
Product: G-protein coupled receptor 161-like
Exons: 3
Coding region: 737-1879 (380 amino acids)
Biological process (GO): G protein-coupled receptor signaling pathway
Cellular component (GO): membrane
Molecular function (GO): G protein-coupled receptor activity
Source: RefSeq, a predicted model, not a curated record
AGAGGGCAGACUGAUAAUUCUGUCAGAAAAUUGAACUGGCAUUAGCAAUCCAUGAAUUUAAAAGUUUGAAUUUAAUACAUUAGACUAUUGAUUCAGUCGUGUCUAUAUCGCGAGACGUAAGAUUUUCAUUUUAUUUAAACUGUGGGCUUCAAAUAUAUUCUUAGUGGACGAUCAAUGUGUUUCGCUUAUGUAUUUCUGAAUAUAUAUGGUCUUGAGAUAUUGCGGUGAAUCAUGUAUCCAUAAUAUUUUAUUGGAUAUAAUGUGUGUAGUGCGAAACGAGAAUUCGAGUUUUAAAGAAACGUUAACAUACACAACUUGUGUGCCUCACUGCUGUGAAAAUACAUUUGCGAUAUAUAUUAAUUAUUGGGGAGAAAAAGAAGAGACUGAUGUCGCAUCGUCGGGAGGCUGUGUUUCUUAACCGUUUUAUUGGCAUUGUGCUUGCAGCGAACUGAGUGCUUGAAGAUGCUCACUUCUACUCGAGAUGUAUUAGUUCAUACGGGGCAUUAGCAGUUAUCUGCUACCUCGAUACAUUUAUUAUUGUUUAGUGGGAAAGGAAAUAAUUCGCAGUGCUUUUACGUAAAUGUGAAUGAACGGAUAUUUGCAAACAGAAUACCUCUUCAUUUAAUCUUAUACUACAGAAGGGUUGGAUUUUCAUACUCACAUUUGCAUGCAAGAAGCAAACACUAACGUGGUGGUGAUGCUUUCGUUCUCAAAAUAUAAUUAAUAUUAAACAUUUAUGAAUAUUGAUGAAUAUACGCAUGUCUAUUCAGCGAAAACAAUGGUGACUGUAAAUUUCACAAACGAUGUUGUAACUGACAACGACGACAAAGUCUACAUAACCGAUGCAAAACUAAGUGCUACUAACCUAGUGGUGCUUACAAUUAUUGUAUUGGUUAUAUUUGUGACUAGUUUAGUAGGUAACUUCUCUGUGUUUGUGAUAUUUUACAAACGACCGAUGUUUAUAACUAUAUCAAACAAAUUUAUUAUCAAUUUAACAGUGUGCAAUUCAUUACAAACGCUGCUAAUUAUGCCAUUCGUAUUUGCGUCUAUGGUAACACAGAAAUGGUUGUUCAGUUUCAUAUGGUGCCAAUGUUCAGGGUUUCUGAUGAACGCAAUAUUUGCAGCCAGCACUUUAACUUUAGUUGUGAUCGCCAUAGAUCGAUAUUGUGCCGUUGUAAAGCCCUUACACUACUCAUUACACAUGACGCAAAGACGAGCAACUGUGAUGAUUCUAGGUGUUUGGCUUAUAGCAGUGAUGUGUUCAAUACCACCUUUAAUAGGAUGGAAUAAGUAUGAAUUCCAGCGAGAGAAAAUUGCGUGUUUGCCACUUUCGUCUAGUAAAUCACUCAGUGACGUGACUUACACCAUGGUUCUCGUAUGUCUGUGUUUUAUAAUACCAUCUGCUAUAAUUAUUUGGGCAUACUGUGUUAUUUUCAAAGCUGCCCGGACAAGCAAUGAAAAUGUUAGACGAAAUAGUACAUUAGCAAAUGGAUUAAAUGAUUUACCCCAAGAUAUACCAUUGCAAAGCGUCAGAAGAAACAGUUCGAUACAACUAUUUAUCCAUAAACUUAGCAGUGCUGGGAGAACAGGGACUGUGCUUUUGAGAAAGGAUGAAAGAAAAGCUGCAGUUACUAGUUUCAUGAUUUUGUUCACAUUUAUCCUUUGUUGGUUGUUGUACUUCAUUAUAAUUUUCCUAGAAUGCCUUCUAAAUAACCCAGAACAUAUUGACCCUAUUUUCAAAACACUUUCUGUUAUUUUAGCGCUGUCGAGUUGCGCAAUCAAUCCACUGGUUUACGUGUUUCGCGGUAAAUUACAGCGAGUGCAAUUUAAAAGCAUUCUACGGUUCAAUAAACCAAUAUUGAAUUCAUCACUGGCAUGAAUGCCAACGGCCAAGGCAUAUCUCGUAGAUCGAGUCGUAAUCCUCAAUAUUCACGGUAUACCCCUUGCAUUACACGAGAAGGUAGCCAGGAGUCAGAUGUCAUCGAGUUCUUGCAGUCAACACGACAGGAUCGCUGAAAUCCCUGGCUGUUCAGGAGAAAGAGACACAUCCAAAACAAUCCGUAGAUCACCUAAGGCUCUGAUCAUUAUUGUGAAAAUUGUAAGCAGACAAUAAGUAAACUAUACAUGGAAAUAAGUAUCCUUUUUUUAUACUGUUGGCACAAUUGAAAUAGCGCAAUUGAAAAAUGUAAACUAUUGAUUGGCUAUAAUACAUAGCGCCAAAUAUUGGAAUAAAUUGUUUAAAGUGUUCGUAUGAGUUUUAUGAAAUUGAAUACAAAGUUAUGUUAAAGCUGUUAAAUGUAUUAAAUUGUAUACAAACUUGUUUAAAUAUGUUUUUAGUAUUUUGUAUUGAUCUAAUAUUUGCUUACGAACAGAGAAAGUACUUAAGUACAAGUCGUACAAAAUAAGUUUACUAAUUCAGUCAUGAAAGUCAAUAUAAACAAAUGUAUAUGUUGUCAUAUGUUUGAUGAGUUUGAAACGUUGCCUUAUUGUAACAUUUGAUUUUCGAAUAAUUUGAUGUAUAUGAUUUAAAACUAUUGAGUGACUCUUUAUUAAGAUUUUUUUCUGUAUUUGGUGAAUUGUUUUGGUACAUUGUCCCUGUAAUUUCACCGGUACACCAUAUCGGGAAAUGUCAUCGGUUUGCAGAAUAAAGGAACGCAUGUUUGCUAUUGCGUAAAAUGUGAAUUCUGUCGUAUAAAUGUAUAAGAACAUAUGUAUUAUUUGGCUAUUUUGGGAAAUAUUGGGCAUAAGCUUACGCUAAGAUUGAGCUGACGUUUGUAAGAUAUGGUCUGAAUAUCAAUUAUAAAUGCGAACAUAAUUGUUCUAUAAUUAAUGAUAUGAUUUUUGAUUCAAUAUUGUUGCGACGUUUGCUCAAAGCGCAUUUAUUGUUUAUGGUCAAUGCUGUGAAUAGGCAGACAUAUUUAAGAAAUUCAGUUUCGGGACCCAUAUCCGGAAAUAGAGCAUGAACAAAUGUUUACUCUGAUACAAUGUAACAAGAAUUUUUUUUGCUAUUUGAAGACGUCUUUUUAAUAUAAUGAAUUUUGUAUAUCAAACAGAAACAAUAGCGUUAUCGUACUUACUGUCCUCAAUUUUAUAAAGAUUAUUUAUAAAUAGCUUCAACUUAUUAAUAAAAAAAGGUGUUGAAUAACACUUUUUCCAUCGUAUGAUUAUAAUUUUUAAGAGCCCACAUACCAUAUAUUAUUGACAAUUAAAAUAUUAUAGUUAUUGUUAAAUUUUCUUUUGAUGCGUUAUGAAUAGCCGUCUUUGUAGCCCGUGCUGUAUAUUUCCUUAAACGUUUAUCAAAUGUGUUAUGUAUCUUACAUAUGUAAAUGGUUAGUUAUUUUUGAGUAUCGUAUUAAUGAUACA